Messenger RNA from Clunio marinus, 3216 nucleotides. NCBI's taxonomy places the organism in Eukaryota, Metazoa, Arthropoda, Insecta, Diptera, Chironomidae. The record is from the annotation of a GenBank genome assembly.
GCUCAGCCGUAGCGGUGAAAAGAGAAAAAAGUAAACAAAAAAGCAUGCACACAAAAUCUUCAGCAUAAUCAUUAAUUAUGGGAAAACAUAAAAAGUUCUUGAAAUCCGAAAAAGCAAAAGUAAAAUUGAAGGGAACCAAAUUAAAAGCACCUCAAAAUGUAACGAAAACAGAUUUUAAAGUACGUAAAAUUGUCAUAACCGAACAAUUGAGAAACGUGCAAGUAAAGGAACCUGGAACAAGAAAAAUUCACAGUGUUAAUGAUUGCCUCGCCAGGUUGAAGAAUUCAUCAUCUGCAGAAGCUAUCAGCAACUUAAAGGAUAUCAUUCUCGGACAACCUGAAGACUUUCAAAAGCAUCUUGAAUCAAUAAUUAAAGUAGUUGCAAAUUUAUCAUUGAGUAUAGAGAAAAACGAUCGUAAAGAGUGUUUUAAAAUACUUGACCUAAUAUGUGCUCAAACAAUAGAACAGAAUAUGCGACCAUUCUUUCCAAUAUUGGUGACCUUUCUGAAGUGUGCGUUGACUCACAUAAAGCCAGCAAUUCAACAAGAUUCACUCUUGAUGCUCGAUGUUCUUCUUAAACAUGCACCACAAUUAGUCGCAUCUGAAAAAGAUAAUAUUCUUCGACCAUACUUGGAUAUGGUUUCAAAGAUGAGAUUUGAAGAAAAGCCUGAAAGAACUCUUUCACUUCAGUUGGGGAAUAAAAUCAUCAGUAUGAAGUGGCGGAAAAGUGUUCUUGAGCGUUUGAUUGUCUUCCUCAAGUGCAUUGCUACACAGGAUAAGGAAAAUCAAAAAUGUGCUUUAAUGUACCAAUCUCAUCAUAUUCCUGUAAAUCAAAAAGAUGAAUAUCUCGGAAAUCUUUACACACAACAAAUUGAAUUAUAUUUUCAAAAUAAUAUUCCAAUAUCAGCAAUUGAGAGACAUCUUAAGACAGAAAACAAUCAACAAAAUGCUUCUAACGUGAAAAUAUCAAAAUACAUUGAUAUGAUUAUGCCACUUAUGUUUGAGACUUGGGUGGAAUUAAAACCGACUCAAAAGUCAUCGGUUGAUAACGAAAAUUCUACAUCAAUUUCACAUGAGGACAGUAUCAUGUUGAGAAUAAUUAUGGAUAUCAUCACAGAAUUGUUUCGGAUGAUUGAAAGUACAAAUGAUGAAAUGAAACAAAAAUUUCUGCAGAAAAAUUUAGAGAAGUUUGAAUUACAUUUCGUUUCAAGUUUCCCUUAUUAUCAAAAUGAUUCAAGUCCAAAUUCACAAGAAUCCGGAGGACCACGAUGUUUAUAUCAAAACCUUUCAAUUAGUAUCAUUUACCUCGCAUUUGUUUCAAAACACAGACAAAGAUUUUGGAAACACCGGCAGAGAAUCUUUGCAUUCGUGAAGGAUUGCAUUUUGAAAUGGAAGUUGAAAGAUGUAGAAUUCAACAAACUUAUGAAAAAGUUUAUUCGUCUUCUUUUUUCUAACGAGGUUCGAAAAGUUCUCCCACACGAAUCAAAAGAAAUCUUUGACGAGCUCAUUCAGAAAUGCAAUGCUGAUCAAUCUUCUUAUGAUCCGAAACUCGCACUUGUAUGUGAAAUUAUUGAGAAAAGCAAAAGUGACAAAAAGGCUUCAAUUUAUGCCGAACUUGUUCCACAACUAGUUCAAGUUCUCAGCCAAAAAGAAUUUAUUCCAAUCCAUAUUAUAAAAACAGUAUCAACAUUAGCGAAACAAGGAAAUCAAGUUGUAUACGAGAACUUGGAAAAUACAAUUUAUGACAUAAUUAAACAUCUUUUGAGUGGCGUGAAAAUAUCUGGAAGCUUUGAUUCUGUUCCUCACACUUGGAGGCAUGAAAUCGCUAAUCUGAUUUUCUGGGUGAACGACAAAGAAAUUCUUACAAAAAUAAAUUUAAAUCUUGGAAACGAUCCAACUUCACGUUAUAUUCAAGAAAUAAUUAAAUUAAAACUCAAUUCAUGUUAGUCAUACUGAAAUUUAUUCAAAUUAUUUUCUGUAUAAUUUCCUUGAGCCGAUAAACUUUCGUUAGACUCGGCAUGGAAACUUCGGACUUGUGAAAAAUAAAACGGCGGGUACUUUGUACUGGAGCGAAGGUCAAAUUCUGAAUUUAAUUCUUCUCCAUUACGGCAAUGGAUAAUUUCAUAAUGUUUCCAGGUCAGCUUCGAAAACUUCUUCUUGACAGUGUUGUGGAUGUCAAGUUCAAGGAAAAAUGUCAAAUUGUCGUCAACUGCGAUAGUUUUUCUUUUGAAUUUCUGGUGAGAUGUUUGUUGUUUUUUAAUGACAAUGACGACGGUUGAAUCUUGAUAGUGAUAUUGUCCUUUCAUAAUUUCCCGAGAUUGCAAUGCGUUUGAAAUAUUUUUCAAUCGAUUAACACUCAUUUGUAGAUCGUCUGCUGAUGUCAUCAUGAGUAAUGAUCCAUUAGGUAGGAAACGUAUCAAGCGGAAAUAUUCAACUAUUUGAAGAGGUCGAUAAAAUUGAUCUUGAAAUGAAUUCUCUCCAUAUCUUUGAUAAUUAAUCUUACUAAUAUAGCAGCCAUUGAAGUUGACCCGAGACCGAGUCAUAAACAUUUCACGCCAAGUUGAUGAUGGUGAGAUGUUUGAUCCCCACACUUUCGUGCAUGCAAGUUUCCAAAUUUCUUGAUCACGAGAGAGAAGAUAAAAUCCUUUACAGACUCUUCCAAACCUUUCCAAACUUUUGAUGUCUAAGUCAUUGGAAACUAACCACUUGAGGAUUACUAGAAAGACUUCAACAGGCAAACACGAAAUGUGAAGAUUUGUUGAAAUCACUCCGGGACCAAAAUUUGACUCACAUAUUGCAACGUUAUUAAGAGAUAAAUCUCUUUGAAAAACUUCAGCAAGAUUCUCAAUAGUUUCAGUAUUUUCAUCAUUUUUAAUUGUCUGAACUGUAUUGCUGUUUGCCUUUUCAUUUUUUUGCUUUUGUUGAGAACUUUGACUGUAGAUUUUAUAUUCAAUGUCAGGAUCGAGUUGAAUUGCUCUUCUGUAAAGCCUUAUUGCAUCGAAACAUUUUCCUUUCCGUUCUAAAUCGACACCUUGCAAAAAGUAAGUUUUUGCUUCGUUACUGUUAUCUUCUUCUUGAGAACUUCCUGCUUGAACUCCUUGAUUAAGCUCUUGUCGCCAUUGAUUUCGAAAAUCACUCAAAACCUGUUCGUUGACAAUUUCCUCUCCAUUAUUUUCCAUUUAAUAUGUAUUAAUAUAUUUAAAAAAAAUUUCUUUUA